Messenger RNA from Toxotes jaculatrix (banded archerfish), 5772 nucleotides. RefSeq names its product neurexin 3a (gene nrxn3a). The coding region runs from base 601 to 5616 and encodes 1671 amino acids. The record is from RefSeq and is a predicted model, not a curated record. Lineage: Eukaryota; Metazoa; Chordata; Actinopteri; Toxotidae. The transcript is spliced from 23 exons.
CUCCGCACCAGCGCCGUCAGAAGAGGAAACACCGAAUCCUGGAUUUAAAAAAAAAAAAAACUACGCUCUGUGGAGUUUACAGCUGGAUUUUAGCAGUUGGAUACUCUUGGUGAUCUGUUUAACUAAGUGAUGGAACUGAGAGAGGCCAGUGGAUCCCUUGUCAGCUCCAUUUCCCAGUGGACAACAUGAAGGAGGAAAUUCCGCUCGCCCUGAUAGACAGAGAGGUCCAUCCCAUCAGACCUUGCAUCAUGAGUCUCGAUAGCAUCUAUUUUGAAGAGUAAAGAAAACAUUAAAACAUCACCACCUCCUCCCCUCUCCCUCUGUCAGUCCUUUCAUUUACCCCACGGAGGAAAACAACAAUUCCUCCAUAGGAGCACUCUGCAGCUACUGGACAAUUAUUUACUGAUGUGACUGGCCUUAAGACUGUUAACCACAACGACUGUUCUCCUGCUACUGCCCUUCUCCCUUAUUUAUAAAUAUAUAUCUCUGAACAUAUUGUUAUAAAACUGGAUCUUUGAAAUUCAGUCUAACCACCCUAAGAUUUCAGUCUGAUUGCAUCCCCGUCCGACACCUUUUUGGAUUAAUCAAUUCUUUGCAGCUAUGGAUCUUGUAGGUUUUUCUAUCAGGCUGCAAAUGUUCCUAAGCACAUGUCUGGGACUGGAUUUUUUAGGCACACCAGGUCAGUGGGCACGCUACCUCCGCUGGGACGCCAGCACCCGCGGUGACCUCAGUUUCCAGUUCAAGACGGAGGCGUCGGAAGCGCUCAUUCUGUAUUUUGAUGAUGGAGGCUACUGUGACUUUCUGCAGCUGUCUGUGGUGGAGGGCCGACUGCAGCUGCGUUUCAGCAUCGACUGUGCUGAGACCACGGUGGUGUCUGACAGGCGGGUGGAUGAUGGCAGCUGGCACUUUGCCACUCUGAGCAGGUAUAACCUGCGCACAGUGCUGGUACUGGAUGGCCAGGCCGCAGCUGAUGAGGUGCGGCCUCAGCGUCAGUUCAUGAAAAUAGUCAGCGAGCUGUUCCUGGGUGGGGUGCCUCAGGAUAUCCGCAGUGGCGCACUCACGCUCCCUACGGUGCGAAACAUGCAGCCCUUCAGGGGCACAAUUACAGACCUCAAAUAUGGCAUCUCACAGCCCCUGUUGCUGGGAAGCCUUAAGGUGCCACUGGAGUCAGAAGGGUGGUGCACUGUGAACCCAUGUGAAAAUGGUGGUACAUGCUCAGUGGUGGAUGGAGAGCCGAUCUGUGACUGCUCCAAAACAGAGUACAAGGGCCGCUUCUGCAGUGAAGAAGUCGUCAGUAAUAUGCCAGGCCUUGCACAUAUGAUGGCAGAACAAGCGAGGGAAGAGAAUGUGGCCACUUUCCGUGGCUCGGAGUACUUCUGCUACGAUCUCUCCCAGAACCCCAUCCAGAGCAGCAGUGACGAGAUUACACUCUCCUUCAAGACAUGGCAGCGCAACGGCCUUAUCCUUCACACCGGCAAGUCAGCUGACUACGUCAACCUGGCGCUGAAGGACGGCGCUGUCUCCCUUGUUAUCAACCUCGGCUCAGGAGCCUUUGAGGCCAUUGUGGAGCCUGUCAAUGGGAAGUUCAAUGACAACACUUGGCAUGAUGUCAAAGUGACCCGCAACCUUCGACAGGUGACAAUAUCAGUGGAUGGGAUUCUGACCACCACGGGUUACACCCAGGAAGACUACACCAUGUUGGGCUCUGAUGACUUUUUCUACGUGGGUGGGAGCCCCAGCACCGCCGACCUGCCGGGAUCUCCAGUCAGCAACAACUUCAUGGGCUGUCUCAAGGAGGUGGUGUAUAAGAACAAUGACAUCCGACUUGAGUUGUCCCGCCUGGCUCGAAUUGUGGACCCAAAGAUGAAAAUCCAGGGUGAGGUGUCCUACAAGUGUGAGAAUGUGGCCACCUUGGACCCCAUUUCUUUUGAGACUCCUGAGGCCUACAUCAGCCUCCCCAAGUGGAACACCAAGCGGAUGGGAUCCAUCUCUUUCGAUUUCCGCACGACCGAGCCCAAUGGCCUCAUCCUCUUCACCCAUGGCAAACCCCAGGAGCGCAAAGAUGCUGCCCGCAGCCAGAAGAACACCAAGGUGGAUUUCUUUGCUGUAGAGCUGCUGGAUGGCAGCCUGUACCUGCUGUUGGACAUGGGCUCAGGGACUAUCAAGGUGAAGGCCACCCAGACAAAGGUCAAUGAUGGUGCCUGGUAUCAUGUGGACAUCCAGAGAGACGGACGCUCAGGCACCAUCUCUGUAAACAGCAGAAGGACUCCAUUCACAGCCAGUGGUGAGAGUGAGAUUCUGGACCUGGAGGGCGAUAUGUACUUGGGGGGGCUUCCCGUCGACCGCACCAACCUCAUCCUGCCCACUGAGCUCUGGACAGCAAUGCUCAACUAUGGCUAUGUGGGCUGCAUCCGUGACCUUUUCAUUGACGGUCGAAGCAAGGACAUCCGUCAGAUUGCUGAGGCACAAAAUGGUGCUGGCAUCAAACCCUCAUGCAACAAGCAAACGGGCAAGCAGUGCGAGAGCUACCCAUGCAAGAACCGAGGUAUCUGCAAAGAAGGCUGGAAUCGAUUCAUCUGUGACUGCACCGGGACUGGCUACUGGUCACGAACGUGUGAGAGAGAGGCUUCCAUCCUCUCCUACGAUGGUAGCAUGUAUAUGAAGGUGGUGAUGCCAACCAUCAUGCACACUGAGGCGGAGGACGUCUCCCUGCGUUUUCGUUCCCAGCGGGCCUAUGGCCUUCUCAUGGCCACCACCUCCCGAGACUCAGCCGACACGCUCAGGCUGGAGUUGGACGGGAGUCGCGUCAAACUCACGGUCAACCUAGACUGUAUCAGGAUAAACUGUAACUCCAGCAAGGGACCGGAGAUCCUGUAUGCCGGGCAAAAGCUCAAUGAUAAUGAAUGGCAUACGGUGCGUGUGGUGCGUCGCGGCAAAACCUACAAGCUAACGGUUGACGAUGAUGUAGCAGAAGGCCAAAUGGUGGGUGACCACACUCGUCUGGAGUUCCACAACAUUGAAACAGGCAUCAUGACAGAGCGCCGCUUUGUUUCCAGCAUCCCUUCCAGCUUCAUUGGUCAUCUGCAGAGCCUUAGAUUUAACGGCAUGCUCUACAUCGACCUGUGCAAGAAUGGUGACAUCGAUUAUUGUGAGCUUAAUGCCCGCUUUGGGAUCCGUUCCAUUAUUGCUGACCCAGUCACCUUCAAAUCCAAGAGCAGCUACCUGAGCCUGGCCACCCUACAGGCCUACACAUCCAUGCACCUCUUCUUCCAGUUCAAGACCACCUCCCCAGAUGGCUUCAUACUUUUCAACUCUGGAGAUGGAAAUGAUUUUAUUGCUGUAGAACUGGUUAAAGGAUAUAUCCACUAUGUUUUUGACCUUGGAAAUGGGCCUAACCUCAUCAAGGGCAAGAGCGAAAGGGCACUUAACGACAACCAGUGGCACAAUGUGGCCAUCACCCGAGACAACAGUAACACCCACACACUGAAAGUAGAUGCUACAACCACAAGUCAGAGUAUCAAUGGGGCCAAGAACCUGGACCUGAAAGGUGAUCUGUUCAUCGCAGGACUGGGUCCAGGAAUGUAUGGCAACCUGCCUAAGCUAGUGGCUUCCAGAGAAGGCUUCCAGGGCUGUUUGGCAUCAGUGGACCUCAACGGUCGCCUGCCAGAUCUCCUCAAUGACGCCUUGUUUCGCAGCGGGCAGAUUGAGCGUGGAUGCGAAGGUCCCAGCACCACCUGUCAGGAGGACUCCUGUGCCAACAUGGGUAUUUGCAUCCAGCAGUGGGAGAACUACACCUGCGACUGCUCCAUGACCUCCUACACCGGCACACAGUGCAAUGACCCUGGGACAACGUACAUCUUUGGCAAAGGAGGAGGCCUCAUCACAUUCAAUUGGCCAGCCAAUGAGAGACCGAGCACCAGGACGGACCGGCUGACCGUCGGCUUUAGCACCUCCCUGAAAGACGGCAUCCUGGUUAGGAUUGACAGCGCACCUGGUCUGGGGGACUAUCUCAUGCUGCACAUACAACAAGGAAAAAUUGGAGUGACAUUCAACAUUGGCACAGUGGAUAUCAGUGUGCAGGAAAGCAGUACCCCAGUGAAUGAUGGGAAGUAUCAUGUUGUCCGUUUCACAAGGAAUGGUGGCAAUGCUACGCUGCAGGUGGAUAACUGGUCGAUCAAUGAACACUUUCCAACAGGGAACAGCGACAUUGAACGCUAUCAAAUGGCCAAUAAGAAAAUUCCUUUCAAAUACGCCAGACCAGUAGAAGAGUGGCUACAAGAGAAAGGACGGCAGCUGACAAUUUUCAACACCCAAGCAACAGUCGCAAUCGGUGGUAGUGAUCGCAGCCGGCCCUUUCAGGGUCAGCUGUCUGGCCUUUACUAUAACGGCCUGAAGGUGUUGAACAUGGCUGCUGAGGGUAACCCUAACAUCAGGAUUAACGGCAGUGUGAGGCUGGUAGGUGAUGUGCCCAGUGUGGCAGGCUCAGCCAGGACCACGGCCAUGCCUCCAGAGAUGUCCACAACCUUCAUUGAGACUACAACCAUGAUGUCCACCACUACCACACGGAAACACAGAUCCUCUUCAACUGUACAGCAUACGGCAGAUGACAUUGUGUCAUCCGCAGAGUGUUCGAGUGACGACGAAGACCUGGAGGAGUGUGAAACUAGCCAUGCAGGAGCUGAGUUAGUCAUCCCAGUACUUGAGGAUCCAUUAGCGCACCCCUCUGUAGCUCCUCGUGCACCCUUCAUUCCCACUCCCUCAACCCACCACCCACUCCUCACCAUUAUUGAGACCACCAAAGAGUCCCUGUCCAAGGCCACUGAGGCGGGGGUACCUUGCUUGUCGGACCGAGGCAGCGAUGAUUGUGAUGAUGAUGGCUUGGUGAUAUCGGGGUAUGGCUCUGGGGAAGCAUUCAAGUCUAACCUGCCCCCUACUGAUGAUGAAGAUUUUUACACGACCUUCUCCUUGGUAACAGAUAAGACCUUGUCCACGUCAGGCUUUGAAGGUGGCUACAAAGCUCACACGCCCAAGACUUUUAGACCUAACAAACCGUCAGUCUCCAGACGCAGUAGGACUACCACUACCGCCAUACUACUAACCGCCGACCAGAGCCGCACCACCGCCACCUCUGCCUCCACCGCAACCCUCCACAAUGCUCCGGCCAAACAGCCGGCCGGCAAAAUGAAUAACCGCGAGCUAAAACCCCAGCCCGACCUAGUGUUGCUUCCAUUGCCCACAUCCUUUGAGGUAGACAGCACCAAGCUGAGGGGCCCAUUAAUAAUCUCCCCAAUGUUCCGUAAUAUACCCACAGCACUCCCCACAGAGCCGGGCGUCAGGCGAGUUCCAGGGCCCUCGGAAGUGGUCCGUGAAUCUAGCAGCACCACCGGGAUGGUCAUCGGAAUAGUGGCGGCCGCUGCCCUGUGCAUCCUCAUCCUUCUGUAUGCCAUGUAUAAAUACAGGAACAGGGAUGAAGGCUCCUACCAGGUGGACGAGAGCAGGAACUACAUAACCAACUCAGCUGUGCAGAGCAAUGGCGCUGUGAUGAAGGACAAACAGCAGAGCUUGAAAGGCAGCAACAAGAAACAGAAAAAUAAGGAUAAGGAGUAUUAUGUGUGACUGUGAGACUUUCGUCAACACAAGCGAAUGAAGACAGAAAGCACUAAGAGAACAUUUAUUUAUCAGUUUCCUUGUGAGGAGCUAUGACAAAUGAUGGUAUAACAUGGAACUUGAAUAAUCUUAUACUGUGCUGAGUAGUUGAACUGAUGAUAUGUA